UGCUGUAUGCAAUAUAUAAAGGGCCCUUCACUUAGCCCACCUCAUCAAUAACCCGUCCCCCACAAAUCACUGAGUUUUUACCUCACUCCAUCGUCCCCCCCCUCUGUAUUCCUCCACGUAACAUCGUACAAUAUGACGUCUAACGCACAAGCACGCCGCCAAACGCGGAAGCAGCGCAACCCAGUCCAAGUCAUUUCCCAGAAACUCCGUGCUGUUACUCCGGAGGAACUCGAUGCGUGGAACAGUGGCUCCGACAGCGAGAACGACCCAAAUGAGCCCCAGCCCUCCGACCUGGACGAGCCUUGGCCAUAUAUGUUCCAAGCUGGCGAUCGUGUAUGGAUCAGAACAGCUGGUGGCAACUGGCAUGCGGGCAGAGUGUCCGGUCAAACAACGCGCAAAGGCGAAACCCGAGAGAAAGAGGGACUGUUCUAUCCGGUCGUGUUCAGUGACAAACUACGCAAGUAUUUUGCACCACUAAAUGGUGAAAUCAAACCCGACAAUCGACAUAUUCGCUGUUUGCUGGCAGAUGCGGGUUGGUUGUAAUGUUGAAUGACAAGACUUCGAUACCAUAUUAAUAUACUUUCCUUGUGUUAAAUAAUUGUGUAUGCCAAAGAGGU
Messenger RNA from Guyanagaster necrorhizus, 617 nucleotides. RefSeq lists its product as uncharacterized. The record is from RefSeq and is a predicted model, not a curated record. Lineage: Eukaryota; Fungi; Basidiomycota; Agaricomycetes; Agaricales; Physalacriaceae. The transcript is spliced from 3 exons. Bases 133 to 543 code for a protein of 136 amino acids.